AUGAAGGAAUCUGGGUUUCAAGAACCAUGUAUAAAAUCGUUUGAAGGAUAUUUGAAAAUAUAUUUAAGGUUUAUUAAAAAACAUACAUGGAUUGGUUCAUUGUUACUUCUAGUAUCAUCAUACGUAUUGUACUUUUUAAGGGGAAAAGGUUCUAGUGACUUUUUAUAUCCUUUUCUAUUUUUAUCAUAUCCUACUUCAGAUACAUUUCCACAGCAGUAUGGAAAAGGAUAUAAAGAUUUAUGUUUUCUUGCCUUUCAUGUUGUUACUUUUAUUUUUUUGAGGGAUUUUUUAAUGCAUGUUUUGAUUAAGCCUAUUGGCCAAAGAAUUAAUAUUAAGAAACGUAAAUUAAAGCGUUUUAUGGAGCAAGGAUACAGUUUAUGUUACUUUUCGAUGUCUUCCGUUCUUGGAAUUUAUAUUAUGUUUCAAAACCGUAUUUGGUAUUUUAAUGUUGAUGCUUUUUAUGAUGGUUAUCCACACAAGACACAUGAUAUAUAUUUUAAGGGAUAUUAUCUUCUUCAAUUUUCUUAUUGGAUUCAACAAACAUUUGUUUUGGUUUUGAAGCUUGAAAAACCUAGGAAAGAUUUUAGAGAAUUUGUAAUUCAUCAUAUUAUAACACUUAUUCUUAUUGGUUUAAGUUAUCGAUUCCAUUUUACAUAUCUUGGUCUGUCUGUAUUCAUUACUAUGGAUACUUCUGACAUUUUUUUGUCUUUAUCAAAGUUAAUGAAUUAUAUACAAUGUAAAGGACAGGCUCUUGUUUUUGGAUUUUUUAUUCUUUUGUGGAUUUACGGACGCCAUUAUUUGAAUAUUGUUUUCCUUUAUUCUAUUUUUACUAGUUUUAAACAUAUUGGUCCAUAUGAAUUAUCAUGGGAAAAAGGACAUUAUAAAUGUUGGAUUAGCCAGGUUAUUAUAUUUAUAUUGUUGUUAGCAUUGCAAAUUGUGAAUAUAUUAUGGCUAGUUCUGAUUCUACGUAUUGCAUAUCGUUUUGUUGUACAUGGAGAGGCCAAAGAUGAUCGAAGUGAUGAUGAGGAUGAGAAAUCGUUAACAAAAGAAAAAGAAGAGUAA
This is a messenger RNA of Pneumocystis murina B123, 1062 nucleotides long. RefSeq lists its product as hypothetical. Gene Ontology annotation, cellular component: membrane. Gene Ontology annotation, molecular function: sphingosine N-acyltransferase activity. The transcript has 4 exons. Gene Ontology annotation, biological process: ceramide biosynthetic process. The record is from RefSeq and is a predicted model, not a curated record. Bases 1 to 1062 code for a protein of 353 amino acids. Lineage: Eukaryota; Fungi; Ascomycota; Pneumocystomycetes; Pneumocystales; Pneumocystaceae.